This is a messenger RNA of Cyphellophora attinorum, 936 nucleotides long. RefSeq lists its product as uncharacterized. Gene Ontology annotation, molecular function: dioxygenase activity. Bases 1 to 936 code for a protein of 311 amino acids. The record is from RefSeq and is a predicted model, not a curated record. The transcript has 6 exons. Lineage: Eukaryota; Fungi; Ascomycota; Eurotiomycetes; Chaetothyriales; Cyphellophoraceae.
AUGGCUGAGAAACUCGUACCAAGCAUUUCCCUUGCAGACUUCGACAACCGAAAGGAGGACAUAACCAGGCAACUGAUCGAGGCAGCAGAGACUGCGGGAUUUUUCACGCUUAUCGACCAUGGUAUCUCAACAGACGAGAUAGAACGCGAGUUCGACGUAUCGAGGAGGUUCUUCGCUCUUCCAGCAGACGUCAAGGGGAAGACUCCUCACGAACGGUCCACGAACAACGGCUGGGAGUACAAAGCCCAAUUGCGACCAAGCACUGGCACAUAUGACGAGAAAGAGUCUCUAUGGCUCUCUGCCACCUCACAGUGGCCCAGUGACGAAGAUGUUCCCUACUUCAGAGAGACUACGCAAGCAUUCAUCGACAAGUGCAGAAUGAUCUCGGAUCGCGUCCUCUCGUGCUUCGCCACCGCGCUCGGCUUUCCAGAAGAUCACUUCAGGAUCGCAAACGAUCCAACCAAGCCCGAUUGCCUGACGCAGCUCCGUCUCAUACACUAUCCCGCCUCUGAGGAUGCAGUCGGAACAUGGAGGGCCGGCAGCCAUACUGACAUUGGAUGCCUAACGCUGUUGUUCCAGCGCGAAGGUGAGGACGGCCUCGAAAUUUGCCCGGGCCGAGAAUCGCACUCCAGCUUCGCUAUGGGCGACGACUUCACUCCGCUUCCUGCCCACACCGGACCCAUCGUUGUGAACAUCGGGGACAUGCUCAUGGCUUGGUCGGACGACCGACUUAAGUCGAAUUUCCAUCGCGUGAGGGCUAAGGAAGUCGGUAAAAGUCCUUCUCGAUACUCGAUUGCCUAUUUCAACCAGUGUCGUCGGGACUUCGUCCUGCAAGGACCCCUGAAGAAGUAUCCUCCGGUCACAGUCGGGGAGUACUUCAAAGAAGCGGUGGAGAAGAACUUUGCGCGACAACAGCAAGUAGUUGCGGUCUCUUGA